AUGUCCAAGUUUUUAUCAAAAAUCCUACUUCCUGUAUUAAUGCGCGAGGCCGGGAUUUUUGAUGUUGAUGAAGAAAGCAUGAUGAUCAAAAAACCUAAUAUGAAUAAUAAUGAAAACAAUUGGGGGCGGAUCGAAGAUGUUGAAGAAGAUGAUGCAUCCAAGAAACUGAAAGAAAAUUCUAUCAAGAAAAUCAUUGAGAAUAAAUACGAAGCAGCCCUUGGAGUUCAAUUAAGAGAAAAGUAUCUCAAGAAACCUGUUGUUGCAGACCCAUUAAUGGAGAACGACUCAAUAAUUAUGUCCUCUGAAUUCAGUACUGAGAGAAAAAGAAAGAGAAAAUCAAGCAAGAGGAAGGCGAAAAGCAAUGGCAGAAGUGGAGAAGGAUCUUCAUCAAGAAACAACAUUAAUCCGACGGAAGAGCCAGCGCCUCCAUUACCCAUACAAUUCAAAAAUGCAAUUUUUUCCCUAGCACAAGGUAGAACUGUCUUGGAAAUAAAGUUGGUAAUACAGAAGCAAUUGUUCGCCAGUGAUAUGGCUCAGGAUCAAAACCGGUUCACCAUUCCGGCAAAUCAGAUUAGAGAGGAGUUCCUGAGCAAUGAAGAGAAGACAAAUCUGUCAAAGUACGCGAGUAAGGGACGAAAAAUGGCUAUGAAAGUGAAGAUAAUCGAGCCACUGCUUGGAGAAGGUACUGUGGAGUUGAGAAGAUGGGACUUGAAGAAAGAUUCGGGACGUUCAAGUUCGUCGUACGUGUUGAAUAAAACUUGGGGCAAAAUUCGUGAGAAUAACAAACUCAUGAUUGGAGAUGUCAUGCAACUUUGGGCUGUUCGAGUCGAUGAAGAAUUGCUGUUUGUGCUUGUCAAGCUUGCCUGA
Molecule: messenger RNA, 867 nt
Organism: Olea europaea var. sylvestris
Lineage: Eukaryota; Viridiplantae; Streptophyta; Magnoliopsida; Lamiales; Oleaceae
Product: B3 domain-containing protein At5g24050-like
Exons: 1
Coding region: 1-867 (288 amino acids)
Molecular function (GO): DNA binding
Source: RefSeq, a predicted model, not a curated record